This is a messenger RNA of Adineta ricciae, 342 nucleotides long. Lineage: Eukaryota; Metazoa; Rotifera; Eurotatoria; Adinetida; Adinetidae. The record is from the annotation of a GenBank genome assembly.
AUGGCUGACUUGAAUACCGGCAAAGACAUAUCAAUUAUCUGCCAUCAAAUUGCUGAAGCACAGAGAAAUAUCGUUCAAACGAUAUUGUCUACAAAUCUUCUCAUUGUUUACGAUGAUGAAGAAGUAUUACAAGAAUUCCAACGAACGGAUUUCAUUGCGUCGAACUGUAUAAACAAGGUGAAUGUUUUCAACGAUCUCCAACAUUGUGUUGACUACGUCAUCGAGACAACAAGUGAAGAUUCAGAAGUCAAAUUCAUGAUUUUGCUUGGCGGACGUUUCUCAUGCGAUCUUGUUACUUAUAUCAUCAAUUGUAAACAAGUUCAGAAAAUAAAUCUAAAGUGA